AUGAUAUUCCUUUGUCGAGUGUCUUCAGCACUCAUUACCACUGAAGGGGCCACUCGCGCCAAGUCAAUAAAAACCCGUUCCUAUGCAAGUGUAGCCUCAUCCGUACCAUCUUCAACUCCCGAUCCAGUGGCUAUUGCCGUUCAUGUGAAGGCUAUUGAAGAAGAUCGCAUCAACCAAUUACGCCAGAAAUGCUUACUGAUUCAUAAUAUUCCUGAGCAAAAUUCUGAUACUGCUACUGAAAAAUUCGAUUCAACUAUUGCAAAUGACUUAGCAAUUUCUGCAAGUAUCAAACGAAAUUCUGUGAAGGUUUUUCGCAUUGGCCGUAAAAUAUCGGAUCGACCGAGACCAUUGAAAAUCGAGGCAGACUCUCUAGAAACGUCCAAAGCUCUCGUGCGAUAUUUCAGAAAGUUUCGCAACACUCGAGAAGACCUGAAAAACUGCAAGGCUCGUCUGGAUUAUUCGGAGCCAAUUCUGGAAAUGUAUCGAAAUCUAUGGAAAACAGUGCUGGAGCGAAACGCGAAAGAAGGUGUGAUGAGUUGGAUUGUCGGACGAUCUAAAGCUCGUAGAGAUCAAACAAAAUCGACAGCCAUACGAAACCCGUCGCGGAACAUCCAAAGACAGUCAGAAGUAGGUUCGAAUGUGAAAUGUGCUUUAUUAAAUUGCCAAUCGAUUAGAAACAAAACUGAUUUGUUAAAAUUUUUUGCAUUUCAAAAUUACUUAAAAUGA
Molecule: messenger RNA, 726 nt
Organism: Anisakis simplex (herring worm)
Lineage: Eukaryota; Metazoa; Nematoda; Chromadorea; Rhabditida; Anisakidae
Source: the annotation of a GenBank genome assembly